Molecule: messenger RNA, 1830 nt
Organism: Ochotona princeps (American pika)
Lineage: Eukaryota; Metazoa; Chordata; Mammalia; Lagomorpha; Ochotonidae
Gene: CFAP53
Product: cilia and flagella associated protein 53
Exons: 8
Coding region: 235-1779 (514 amino acids)
Source: RefSeq, a predicted model, not a curated record
GGAGGAGGGAGCAGGAGCGAGGUCCGGGCUCUGGUUGGCGGGUGAGGCUCACGAGGCCGAACCAAGGCCGCCUGGUCAGAGGAAGUCGCCAGCCAAGCGUCAGUGGCCCUGUGGCAACAGGGCUGACUUCCGCCCCCCUCACCAUAGCAACCUGGCAGCGGCGUUGUGGAAACGGGUUGCCUAACGCACAGGCGGCUGCAGAGCACACAGCUCACAUCCCGAGGGGACGCUGAGAUGUACAGCCAACGAUUUGGCACCGUCCAGCGGGAGAUCCGGGGCCCGACUCCCAAAGUGGUGGUGUUGAGAGCCAAGCCUCCCAAAGGCCAUGUGGCAGAGCAGCGUCUAGAGAGAAUCCAGCACAGCCAUCAGGAGCAGCAUGCCAUCUUGGCUGCCAUCAAGUCCCAAGAUCGCGAUCGCCUGAAAGUUGAGUGGGAGCAGCACCAUGAACGCAAGUUCUGGGACAGCCUUGCACAGGCAAGGAUCAAUGACGCCAUGCAAGGCUUCAUCAUCAACACUGAAGAGAGACGGAAUAAGCUACGUGAACUUUUAGCAGCUGAAGAAAAUGAGUAUUUUGCUGAAAUGCAAAUGAAAGAAGAAACCAUGGAGGAGAAAAAAGACAGAAUGAGAGAGAAAACCAGGUUGUUAAAGGAGAAGAAAGAAAAAGAGAGACAGGACUUUGUGGCUGAGAAGCUGGAGCAGCAAUUCAGGGAGUCCUGUGACGAACUUCGCUCGGAAUUGUUUAGCGACCACCAGAAGAAAGUGUGCGAGGAGCGGAAAGCACAGGUGGCAUUCAAUGAGGAACUCAAGAGGCAGAAGCUGGUAGAGGAGCAGAUGUUCGCCAAGCUCUGGGAGGAGGACCGAUUGGCUAAGGAGAGGCGGGAAGCCAGCGAGGCCAGACGCCAGAGGGAACUGGCCGAGAACAUGCGCCUGGCGCUGAAGGCGCAGAUUACUGGUGUCCUGGCGCAGAGGCGCGUGGCGCAGCGGCAAAAGGAAGAGGAGGCGCGCCUGGUGGAACAGGAGAGAGCACAGGUUAAACUGGAGAACGAGCAGGACAAGCUCAGGAAGCAGCAGAAAAAGCGGGAAAUGCGGGCCGUUUUGCAGAAAGCCCUGGAAGAGAGGAUAGCGUUCAUUCAGCAGGAAUACAGAGAACAACAGGACUUGGACGAAAAGCUCAUACACAGAGCCUUGCAAGACUUACAGCAAGAGGCUGAGAAGAAACAGCAAAAAAAAGCAGAAACAAUGAGAGAACAGAAGAUCUAUCUCACGUACCUGGCACAGCAACGGAAAGAAGACAAAGCCCAAGAGAAGGAGUUAGACAGGAUGUUAGAGGAGGAGGCGAAGAAGCAGCUGGCCCAGAAGGACAGGCAGCUGAGGCUUGAAAAGGAGGCGAGGAAACAACUCCUGCAGGAGGUCAUGUGUACCAGGAAACUCCAACUCCAAGAAAAGUUGCAGCGAAAAGUGAAAGAACAGGAAGAGCUUGCUGUGGAACAAGAACGAAUCAAUGAGGGUCUUAAAGAACUUUAUUGUGAUGAACAGGAGAAUUUUUCAAGACGCUAUGGGAAAGCUCAGGAGUACAGGAAGCAACUUGACAUGCAGAUGGCCUACCAGCAGCAGAUCCAAGAAGCAGAGAAGGAAGAGAGACGCCUUGAGUUUGAAGCAGGGGUGGCAGAAAACAAGAUGUGCCAGGACAAGAUCCAGGAGGUCCUGGCCACCCAUCGGGCACUGCCCCGCAAAAUCCAUCCCAUGCGAAAGGCGUGCCCCAGCAGGCUACCACCUUAGCUUCUUAACCAUCAAUGUGUAUUUUCUCAGACCCAUUAAAUAUGUCUUUCA